UUCAGAGACAGAAUCCACUCCAAUCAAGAACGAGAGAGGAGGAAGAAGCAGCGCAGCGCAGAGCAGAACCACCGUGCGCGGCGGCGGCGGCGGCGGAGGAGGAGGAGGAGGAGGAGAGGCAGGCGGCAUGGGCGUGGACUACUACCGGGUUCUCCAGGUGGACCGCAACGCCAAGGACGACGACCUCAAGAAGGCGUACCGGAAGCUCGCCAUGAAGUGGCACCCCGACAAGAACCCCAACAACAAGAAGGACGCCGAGGCCAGAUUCAAGCAAAUCUCCGAAGCUUACGAUGUCUUGAGCGAUCCCCAGAAGAGAGCGGUCUACGAUCAGUACGGUGAGGAGGGGCUGAAGGGUCAGUUCCCGCCGCCGGGCGCCGGCGGGUUCUCGGAAGCUGGCGGCGGCGGCGGCCCCACGUCCUUCCGCUUCAACCCGCGGAGCGCGGACGACAUUUUCUCGGAGUUCUUCGGGUUCACGAGCCCGUUCGGCAACAUCGGCGGGUCGCGAAUGGGUGGGUCGGGUCUCCCGAGAGGCAUCUUUGCGGAGGAUAUCUUUGCGUCGUUGCGCGGCGGCGGUGGUGGCGGAGGAGAAGGUUCUACCCCGCGAAAAGCCCCACCAAUCGAGAGGACAUUGCCCUGUGGUUUGGAGGAUCUCUACAAAGGGACCACCAAGAAGAUGAAGAUAUCAAGAGAUGUCAUUGAUAGUUCCUGGAGACCUACCACAGUAGAGGAAAUUCUUACUAUUGAGAUUAAGCCGGGUUGGAAGAAAGGAACGAAGAUCACAUUCCCAGAGAAGGGAAAUGAACAGCGGGGCAUUAUACCCUCGGAUCUUGUCUUUAUUAUCGACGAGAAGCCGCAUGGUGUCUUUAAGAGGGACGGGAAUGAUCUUGUUGUCACCCUGAAGAUUCCCUUGGUUGAAGCGCUUACCGGGUACACGGCACAGAUCACAAUGCUUGAUGGCCGAGAUCUUGCUGUUCCGAUUAACUCCGUGAUAGGUCCUACAUAUGAAGAAGUCGUUAAGGGGGAAGGCAUGCCCAUCCCUAAAGAACCUUCCAGGAAGGGGAACUUGAGGAUAAAGUUCAAUAUUAAGUUCCCUACGAGGCUUACAUCCGAGCAAAAAGCUGGUAUCAAGAAAUUGUUAACAUCGUCAUAAAGUGCUGGUGGUAAGCCCUCCCUACCAUCUGUGAAGAUCAGUGUAAGCCCCUUUUAUUUGGUUUUUUAAAGUUAGAUUAUGCUGGAAAGGUUUGGUGCCAUGUGCAAAUGGCGCGAAUUCUGUCAAAAAGUGUUGGAAGUCUUGGUGGUAAUUGUCAUUUGUUAUUCACUGUUCUUCAUUCUUCUUUCAACAAGUCUUUGUGGGCUUUCAAACUUGAUUGUGCAGUUGUUUAGUUCAAACCAGACACUUCUUCGCUCUCGAAUGCAGAGAAGCAGAUGUAAGACGUUCAGCUUUAAGUGCAUCCCAUUUACUGAAAGGGAAAUUGAAAGUC
Molecule: messenger RNA, 1481 nt
Organism: Syzygium oleosum
Lineage: Eukaryota; Viridiplantae; Streptophyta; Magnoliopsida; Myrtales; Myrtaceae
Exons: 3
Coding region: 128-1150 (340 amino acids)
Cellular component (GO): cytosol
Molecular function (GO): protein-folding chaperone binding
Source: RefSeq, a predicted model, not a curated record